AUGGCUAAACAACGUAACUGUUCAUGGCGAAGAGAGAUAAAGAAGACAAAAACAGAAGAUUCAGUUGAAGAUCGGAAAAGAAGAGAAAUGAUUAAGAAAUCACGUUUAGCCGAUACAUGGGAGAAGAAAGCAGAGCUACUGAAUAAACGGAAAGAGAUGCGAGCUCAAAUCAAAGAAAGAGUUGCUGAGAGUGAAAGAGAGUUAGCUGAGAGUAGAAGAGCAAGAAUGGCACUUAAGAAGAAAAACAAGCAUAAGAAUUGA
Messenger RNA from Nematocida homosporus, 261 nucleotides. RefSeq lists its product as uncharacterized. Lineage: Eukaryota; Fungi; Microsporidia. The record is from RefSeq and is a predicted model, not a curated record. Bases 1 to 261 code for a protein of 86 amino acids. The transcript has a single exon.